Blumeria graminis f. sp. triticale is the source of this 1974-nucleotide messenger RNA. Lineage: Eukaryota; Fungi; Ascomycota; Leotiomycetes; Helotiales; Erysiphaceae. The record is from the annotation of a GenBank genome assembly.
AUGUGGCUCGAUCGACUCGCUAGGCACUCCACGCCUUCACCUACACCUGCCGCAACUUUCGCGGCUCAUGCCCGCAAACCCAACAAUGUAGAGUCCGCUUCUACCUCAAGACCUCCACGAUCAUCAUCUCUUACUGUACAGACGAAUGAUGCAGCAAGCUCGCUGCUAGCCUCUCGGAAAUAUAAUGGUUCCGGACUGAAGUAUUCAUCAUCAACUCCAGAUAUAUCAAAUCCAAUUCAAGUGCUACAAGAAAUCAUUGCGACCUCUGGAGAUAGGUCAUCUAACUUUUUAUGUGACGCAAAAUUUGAUAAAAAUCUAGAUGAAUAUUUUGCGAACAAAUUUGACUUUGAGGGGUUGAGCCUUCAGGAAAUAGUCACAACAUCUUUCGAUUCAACGGAGCAAUUACAGGACACAAAUCAAAAAGCUGUAGACUGCGAAGAUGACAUUGCGGAUCUACAAGAGCUUCACCGUGCUAUUUGCACCUGUGAUGAUGUGCUGAGCUUGGUAGAAUCAGACCUUAUUAGCUUCCAAAAAGAUCUAGCACAAGUCUCUGCUGAAAUUGAAACGCUUCAAGCCAGGUCGAUAACUCUGAAUGCUCGGCUAGAAAACCGAAAAAUUACCGAACAGGUUCUCGGUCCCUACGUUGAACAAAUGAGUGUUUCUCCGGCUGUAGUGAAAAAGAUAGUUGACGGAUCUAUUGAUGAGGCAUGGCUAAGAGCGUUGACAGAAGUUGAAAAAAGGUCUAAGGCACUUGAUUUGAAAACAAAUGAUAAACGCAAUAUAAAGGGCAUUUGUGACCUAAAACCGCUUUUAGAAAAUCUAAUAAGUAAAGCAUUGGAAAGAAUUAGAGACCAUAUCGUAUCUCAGAUCAAAGUUCUACGUUCACCAAAUAUUAACCCGCAAGUUAUCCAACAACAGCAGUUCAUUCGGUUCAAGGAUAUAUACACUUUCUUGUUUAAACACCAUCCCCAACUAGCCGAAGAAAUUGGUCGGGCAUACAUGAAUACUAUGAGAUGGUACUUCUUAAACCAGUUUACUAGAUAUGAGAAAGCUCUCGCAAGGGUUAAACUUCAUGUUAUUGAAAAAUACGAUGUUCUCGGACAAGACGAUGGAACCCGCAAAUCUGCUACACCUGCAAGACCCAAGCUAACUGGUCCAUCACACGAUGCAUUUAAUAUGGGCCGUCGGAUUGAAAUCCUUAAGAAUCCCAAUCAGAUUGCGUUAUCCUCAUUUCUUGCUGAAGGGGACUCAACAUCACAUUACAUUGAAUACUUAUUUCGAAAUUUUAAUUUAGCUCUGAUCGAUAAUGCUUGUGCGGAAUACUCUUUCCUCACAACCUAUUUUUACCCUGCCCUUUCUUUUCCUACUAUAACCCGAUACUUCAACCAUAUAUUUGAACCAACCUUUUCUCUUGGGCAGGCUUUAACAAAGUCUAUCGUAUCUGACACUUAUGACUGUUUGGGACUUCUCAUCUGCGUGCGUCUAAAUCAGCAUUUUGCAUUUGAGCUGCAGCGACGUAAAAUGCCUGCGAUGGACGUCUAUAUAAACGGCACAUCAAUGCUUCUCUGGCCAAGAUUUCAGCUUAUAAUGGACGCACAUUGCGACUCUAUUAAGACACUCACUGCAACCCUCUCGUCACGUAAACCAUCCCCCUCAGAAGCUGCAAAGCAAUCCGCCGCUCCCCAUUUUUUGACCCAACAAUUUGGACAAUUUCUACAGGGUAUUCUAGAGCUAAGUGCAGAAGGUGGUGAUGAUGAGCCCGUCUCAACAAGCUUGGGAAGGUUGAGAGGGGAAAUGACGGCAUUCUUGACUCGAUUCGCGUCAGUAAUGGAGGAUAGGAAAAGAGAGAGAUUUUUAUAUAAUAAUUAUUCCUUGAUUCUGACAAUCAUGGGAGAACACGAAGGCAAGCUUGCCAUUGAACAAAAUAGAUAUUUCGAGGAAAAGAAAAAUGAGCAUGAGGCAAGUGUAAAGUAA